ACACACGCAGCUGACAGUGGCUAGGCUAAAAGCUAACGGGCUAACAGGUGAAAGUUAGCUGCUCCGAGCAUGGAUUUAUUACACCGAGGCUCGGCAUGAGUUUACAGUAUUACACAUAUGAAAGAGCUUUAAUUAAACCCUGUCUAAUGUCACUGACACAUUGAAGUGUCAUCCGUGUUAAACCGGAGACAGCGGGAUCUCCAUUAGCACCAGUUAGCUCUGCUGCUAACAACAUAAACCUACAGAGGGGUUGAAGAGGUCUGAGUGGUCCUGAGUUCCCCUGAAUAAUGAUGGCAUCCGGGUACAAUGCCAAAGAGGAGGACGGCCAUAUUGGCGUGGUGGGUCUCGGCGGGGCCUCCCUGCGUGGGCGUAAACCUGAGAAUACGGCAUUCAAACAGCAAAGACUCCCUGCAUGGCAGCCCAUCCUGACCGCUGGUUCUGUGCUCCCCGCCUUCUUCAUCAUUGGACUCAUCUUUAUCCCUAUUGGUAUUGGACUCUACGUCACCUCCAACAACAUUCGAGAGUUUGAGAUCGACUACACCGGAGUGGAGGUGUCCAGUCCCUGUUAUAACUGUGCUCAGAACUUCAGCUGGCACAGCACCACCCCCUGCACCUGCUCUAUCCAGUUCUACCUCCACCAGGCCUAUGAGAGUAACGUAUUCAUGUAUUAUGGACUGUCAAACUUCUACCAGAACCAUCGGCGCUACGUCAAGUCCAGAGAUGACAGUCAGCUCAAUGGGGACAUAUCCUCACUCACUAAGCCGAGUAAAGAGUGUGAACCGUAUGCCAACCACGACCACAAGCCCAUCGCACCAUGUGGCGCCAUUGCCAACAGCAUGUUCAACGACACUCUGGAGCUGUUCUACAUCGAUCCAAACGGGACUCGUGUUCCGGUGGCUCUCAGCUCGACAGGAAUUGCCUGGUGGACUGACAAACACGUGAAGUUCAGGAACCCUGGAGGCAGCACCAACCUCACGGCCGCUUUCCAAGGCACAGUGAAGCCAGUGAAUUGGCGCCACCCGGUGUAUGAGCUGGACACUGAUCCUGAGAAUAAUGGAUUUAUUAACGAGGACUUCAUCGUUUGGAUGCGCACAGCGGCUCUACCCACGUUCAGGAAACUGUACCGUGUAAUCCAGAAGAAAAACAACAUGGCACCCACUCUGCCGCGCGGAAACUACUCCCUCCAAGUGCAGUACAACUUCCCAGUGCGCAGCUUCGAGGGCCGGAAGCGUGUGAUCCUCAGCACAAUCUCAUGGAUGGGAGGAAAGAAUCCUUUUCUGGGAAUCGCAUAUGUCACCGUGGGAUCUGUCUGCUUCUUCCUCGGAGUCGUCCUGCUGUUUAUCCACCACAAGUAUGGUAACCGUACCAACAACGCCGACAUCACCAACUGAGAGAGGGAAAUGUACUGUACACUGUCUUUUUUACUGUCUUUACACUGUCUUCACGGAAAAAGGUUGAAUCAAUGAUUAGCCAAAUGAAAAUGAUGUAAUGAACCGUGAAUUACAAAAAAACAAAAGUUAAACAAGACGAGAUGAGAAAACACAGCAGCUCAAACAGGACUAGGACCUUCUUUGUCUAAAGUGAUACUGAUCAGAAAAUAUAGGUUGACAACUUUAGUAAUACCCCAUAUGCUAACUGCUAAGAUACUCAACUAAAACAAAACAAAUCAAAACCUGAAACAUGUUGACUCAAUCCUCUUAAUAAACAAAUACAAACUCGAAGAAGAGCAGUGCGGACAGGUACAGAUAAAUUUCCUUUAAUAAUAAUGAUAAUAAGAAGAAACAUAAUCAUAAUAAUCAUUUUCAUCAUUAUCAUCAUCAUGUGAUUUGCUCAUUUCCCCUUGACUGCAGCUUUGCGCUCUGACUUUUCCCACACUCCUCAUAAUAUGCUCUUCAAUGUUUUGUCACUUGUGAUGGACGUGUGCGGCAGCUUCACAAUUUUUUUAUAUUUUGAUGUAUCUGUCGUUUGUUUGGGGACGGGACUGUCACACUCAACCUGGCAUAUUUACAUGUCAACUCUGACCUGUUUGUGUGUAAAUAAUGUGCAUCUUCCCAUUUGAAAUGAAUACAGAAAAAAACCUAAACUAAUUCUUAUUUAGCAACAGUGAUUGACCAGAGUCAAAUUAAUCUAUCUUCAUUUUAAUUUGAAGCUUUCAACUUCUCAAACAUUUCUGAAAAUUUUCUACAGAUUAUGUGGGAACUAUCAUCCUUAAAUCCUAAAUAAAAAAAUAUGAGUUCAAGGGGUUGGAACACACAAGCAGUCAAACAUUUGGACACUUCUUUCCAUGAUUAUUCACACUGUAGAAUCUCACUGAAGCAUCAAAACUAUGAAUGAGUCAUGUGGAAUGUAGUAGACAAAAAAAUACACUCAAAAUAACAAACAAACUUGUUUUAUAUAUAAAAACUAUCCUUAACCCUUUCCUUUGAUCACUGCUUUGCACUUUUGUCAUUUCUUGACCCUGAGGCUCAGCUGUGAAGUGAAAACCAUCUGAGGAGACUUCAUCAUGAAGCUCAUAGACAGAAGGACAAGGGUUUGGAGCUGUCCACAAAGCAAAGGGCCGACACGCCGAGGAUUUGAAAAUGAAAUAAGUCAACUAAAUAUUUUUUAUAUUUAAUUUUCUUUGCUACAUAAUUCCAUACGUCUGCUUCUUAUAUUUUAUGUCUUCUGUGUGUUAUAAAAUGUAGAAAGUAGUAAAUGUAAAGAAAAAACACAUUUAAUGAGAGGGUGUGUCCACACUUUUGACUGCUGGUGUAAGUUAUGAGUAAACACUUGUAAAUAAACUGUUUUGUUGCUAGUGCAUGGGGGAGAGGAACAAUGCCAGAGCUCUUUUGAUGGCUUGAUUUUGUGCCUGUUUUUUUAUUUUAUUAUUAUUAUUAUUAUUAUUAUUCUUAUAUCAUUAUUUAACAAAAUAUUGAGGCUUUAACAAACUACACAGACUUUCACAGCUUUUUGGAUCCUCAGAUUUGUGAUGCCUUGUAUUGCUUGGUGCAAUUUUCAUGUUUAAUCUUUGGCAGUAUUUGCACGCUCCUCCUCAGGGUUAUUUACUUUUAAAACAGUGUUUUUAUUUGUAUUUAGUGUCUAACUGCAACAUGCACUCUUAAACAUGUGAAUGUUCUGGACCUGCUGCAUGUGAAAAAUGUGUUAAUAAUGUUGUUUUGAUAAGAUGUGUUGAAAUGUAACUGUGGAAUCAAACCAAAAAUAUAUGAAAAUAUAAAGUAUCAAAUAUGCCAG
Periophthalmus magnuspinnatus is the source of this 3231-nucleotide messenger RNA. Its product is annotated as cell cycle control protein 50A-like. NCBI's taxonomy places the organism in Eukaryota, Metazoa, Chordata, Actinopteri, Gobiiformes, Gobiidae. Bases 288 to 1391 code for a protein of 367 amino acids. Gene Ontology annotation, cellular component: plasma membrane; Golgi apparatus; endoplasmic reticulum. The record is from RefSeq and is a predicted model, not a curated record. The transcript has 8 exons. Gene Ontology annotation, biological process: phospholipid translocation.